GUAUCCCCCUAUACUCCCUUUGGGAACGGGAGUGAAUAAGGUGUUGGAGAUUCGCUUCCGUCGCUGCCUGCUGCAGUGCUUUGUUAUGCGCAAAUUUAACCCGAAGUCAAAAUGAAUCGUGUGCUCAUGUUGCUGUUAUGGAUAAUAUCAGAAAUUUGUGGCAUUUCGGCGGGAAAUUUAUCGUGCUAUCAAUGCACUAGAGACAAAAAUGUCGAAUGCGGAAACGAAGAUCUUAAGCCAUGUUCUUCAAUAUCCGAUAGAUGUGCAAUUCACAUAUCCAAGAGUGCUAAGGAUGGAUUUUCCGUAAAACGCGAAUGCGGCUUGGCGCCGUGUGGUUUCGAUGACGAAAUGGUUAACAGAGGAUUGGGACUUGAUAACUGUGACCGAAGCAAAGAGGAAUAUUCCUGCACCUACUGCUGCAAGCAAAGCGGAUGCAACAGAAACGAUUCUAAUGGCAAAAUUCCAUCGCUCACGCUUAUCGUGUUCAUGUUGAUAACUCUGCUAAACCUUGCUCGUGACUUUAUUCCUCCUUAUUUCACGACAAAUUCUAAUAACAAUUGAAAAACUUGUAAAAAUAAAAAUCUAUUGUGUUAUUGGUUCACUUAUUAGAUGUAAUAGUUACACGUAAGUAAGAAA
Messenger RNA from Cylas formicarius (sweet potato weevil), 636 nucleotides. RefSeq lists its product as uncharacterized. The transcript is spliced from 3 exons. NCBI's taxonomy places the organism in Eukaryota, Metazoa, Arthropoda, Insecta, Coleoptera, Brentidae. The record is from RefSeq and is a predicted model, not a curated record. The coding region runs from base 112 to 561 and encodes 149 amino acids.